Molecule: messenger RNA, 747 nt
Organism: Macrosiphum euphorbiae (potato aphid)
Lineage: Eukaryota; Metazoa; Arthropoda; Insecta; Hemiptera; Aphididae
Source: the annotation of a GenBank genome assembly
AUGGUUGCAUUACGAUUACCCUAUGAAGAAAUGAUUAAACGGCCAUACUUUCAUGUAAAACCUUUAGAAAGAUCUCAAAUUAGAAACUGGAAAGAAUAUUUAGAAUUUGAAAUUGGCCAUGAAUUUUGGACUAAGUAUGUAAGUUAUUUAGAGAGUCUUGAAUCCGAUGACCAAGAAGUUAAAAACCGUAUAGAGGACAUAUACAUUAGAGCGUGCACUGUUCACCAUAAGAAUAAGCCUGGGAUUAACUUAACUUGGGCUCUACAUUUAGAAAAUAAUGGACAAUAUGAUAAGGCUGCUCAAAUUCUAGAUAUGUUAGACAGUGUGUCCCCAGACAAAAAGUUAAUAAUCCAAAGAAGGAUUAAUUUGGAAAGACGAAGAAAUUGUAAUGAUAGAGUAUGCGAGUUAUAUGAACAUUACAUAAGUACAGCAAACUCUUCAUUAACUUCUAUUUUAUUGACAAUUAAAUAUUCUCGAUUUGUUUGGAAAAUGUUACACAAUACUGAUCGAGCUUCUGAAAUUUUGUUGGCUGAAGUAGAAAAAAUAAAUAAUGUUCAAAAAAGUAGUCGUCUGCUGUUACAAUUAAUUGAAAUCAAAAUGAGCGACAAUCCUAUGAACAUUUCUGCUGUAGUCAAACUGAUUGAUAGCAUCUUAACCAUGAAGUCAAUUGAAGUUGAACAACAAGUUAUUUUUGCUCAACGCAAAGUUGAAUUCCUAGAAGAAUUUGGCAAGGACAUACUUUUGUAA